UGCAAGAAGGACAAAUCACGAAAGUAUAGGGGCGAAAAUUAAUUUAUUUGAUUUUACUUCAAUUUGUCAUCUUCUUCGAUAACCCUCGAGUCUUUACAUGUGCGAUCCCUAAAGUCUCCUCCAAUCAAUUUUCUUCUGCUUUUUUACAGGCCUGUAACGGUGCGACCUCCUAUUUCAUGGAAGAAAGUUCAAGAUUGCCGUUGCCGGACGCGUUCCUUGAUUUUCUCCGGGAAAAUGGGCUUGAUCCUUCGAUGUACACUGCAAGCGAUUCGACCCCUCGUUACGUAAGGUUGAAACCUAGUUGUGAAGAUUUUGUUGAAGAGAUUGAAGAUGAGAUGAAAUGCAAGCUUGAGAAAGUGGUUUGGUUACCUGGGUUCUAUUCUCUUCCGCCUGAUAUUCAGAUUGCUAGCUCAAGGGCGUACCGAGAAGGAAAGAUGUACGGAAUUGAUGCGGCCUCUGGAGCUGCCGUCAGAGCACUAGAUGUUUCGGCAGGAGAUCAUGUCCUUGAUCUUUGUGCUGCCCCUGGUGCUAAACUGUGUAUGAUAGCAGAUAUUCUUGGAAAAUCAGGAUCUGUUACGGGAGUUGAUGUUGCAAGCCAACGUAUGGCAGCUUGUAGAACUUUGCUACAGAAAUAUGCACUGGGUGAUCGAUGCCGACUCUUUGUUGCUGAUGGAACGACAUUUGCCAUUCUUCCUGUGAUGUUUCAUUCAGAUUCAAAAUCAUGUGAAAGUAAAGUGGAAGGAAAGGGAGAUGCAUUCAGGGAGUGGACAUCUAGAAGACCAUAUAAGGAAAGAAAAAAAGCAACUAAAGUUAAGAAAACCAUUUCUUCACAGUUGGUCCGGGGGACUCCAAAUCAAGAACUUAUAUUUUAUGGGCGGCAUUCUGGAGUGGUUGGGCUCACUAGAAGUGAAUUAUAUCAACCUGCUUGUGAAUGUGAGGUUUCAAGGCGGGGCUACGACAAGGUCCUUGUAGAUGCAGAGUGCACUCAUGAUGGGUCAAUUAGACAUAUUCAAAAAUUUGAACAAUGGGGUUGGACAACUCUUCAGCGUCGUGUUUUGGAUGCAGAAAGAACUGAUAGCUUGACUGAUCUUCAGUUGAGACUUCUGAGCAACGGUUUUAACCUGCUAAAAGUUGGGGGAUCACUGGUCUACAGCACUUGCAGUUUAACAGUUGCUCAAAACGAAGAUGUUGUAGAGCAGUUUCUCAAGGAUCAUGCUUCUGCUGAGCUGCAGGAGGUGGAGGAUGCCAAAAAUUGGCCUUGCAAGAGUGGGCGGAUACCAAAGACCUUGCGCUUUGACCCUUUGAAAUCGCAAACUAGUGGACUCUUUGUAGCAAAGUUCAUGAAAUUGGCCAUUUAAUGAGGAGUUUCCCUGGUUGAAUCUUUUGCCCUGGUGGAUAAAAACUGCUCAUUGGCUGCUAACCUUUUACGAAAGGGAUUGAUAUAGUCCUAUAGUAUGAGUUGAACGAUCUAAGACAACAGUUACUUUCUGGGUCACUAGGUUAUUCCUGUAUAUUGAUGCUACCUCAGCUUUCAACAUUGGUCUUGUCAUCCAAGCAGGGGGAACCUGUGAAAAAACUUCAUUUUCUUUGACUCUUCCGGAGUUGCAUUUUACAGGCUUUUCUGAAGGAAAAGAGAGAAAAGAAGAAGAGGAGGAGGAGGAGGAAAAGGAGAGAAGAAGAGAAGCGACCGCUGCCCGCCGGGGGGGGGGGGGGG
Molecule: messenger RNA, 1714 nt
Organism: Carya illinoinensis
Lineage: Eukaryota; Viridiplantae; Streptophyta; Magnoliopsida; Fagales; Juglandaceae
Product: rRNA (cytosine-C(5))-methyltransferase NOP2C
Exons: 10
Coding region: 177-1358 (393 amino acids)
Biological process (GO): RNA methylation
Molecular function (GO): methyltransferase activity
Source: RefSeq, a predicted model, not a curated record